AUGGUGUACUCUUAUGCCAUUUCUGCCCUCGUCCUUCUUCCUCUAGCCUGCCUUUUCCACAGGGAAACAAGGCUCCCUCCACUUUCUAUUGUCAUGCUUGGCAAAUUUUGCAUCCUUGCGUUUCUUGGAUUUGCAGGGCAAUACUUGGGAUAUUUAGGCAUUGCAUACAGUAAUCCAACUUUGGGUUCAGCCAUGAGCAAUCUCUCUGCUCCUUGCACCUUUUUGCUCGCGGUUCUUUUCAGGCUUGAAAAGCUAAAACUGGGAAGUUUAAGUAGCCAGGCGAAAAUCGUGGGGACCCUUGUGUCGAUAUCUGGUGCUUUAGUAGUUGUACUCUAUAACGGCCCAUUGCUUAUAACUGGCAAUCAUGACAAAUUAACACUAUCUAAUGCCUCGACUCUUUCGGAUGCUAUAUCUGAUGCUCGCUCUAAUUGGAUAGUGGGUGGUGGCUUACUCGCGGGCUGUUAUGUUGUAUCCUCUUGUUGGUACAUUUACCAGAGUAAAGUUGUUGUAGAGUAUCCAGCAGAGUUUAUAUUGGUGUUUUUCUACAGUCUUUUUGCUUUCUUCAUGUCCUUGGCCGUAGGUAUUGCCACCGAGCCAAAUUUGAGUCCGUGGGAAAUACACGUUGAUGUUCGGUUGUGGUCGAUUUUGUACUCGGGAGUAAUUGGAACUGGGCUUAGUAUAAUGGUCCACACUUGGGGACUGCACGUGAAAGGGCCCGUUUAUGUAGCCUUGUUCAGGCCUUUAUCAAUAGCCAUUGCAGCCAUUUUGGGUGUCAUAUUCCUCGGUGACGAUCUCUACUUGGGAAGUGUGAUCGGGUCCAUAGUUAUUACGGCAGGGUUCUAUACAGUUCUGUGGGGGAAAACAAAAGACGAGAAUCUCGUGGAGACAUCGUCAAAAGACACAAUUGCCCCUCUUCUAAAAUAG
Molecule: messenger RNA, 924 nt
Organism: Striga hermonthica
Lineage: Eukaryota; Viridiplantae; Streptophyta; Magnoliopsida; Lamiales; Orobanchaceae
Source: the annotation of a GenBank genome assembly